This is a messenger RNA of Dendronephthya gigantea, 1793 nucleotides long. RefSeq names its product EGF domain-specific O-linked N-acetylglucosamine transferase-like. Gene Ontology annotation, molecular function: protein N-acetylglucosaminyltransferase activity. Lineage: Eukaryota; Metazoa; Cnidaria; Anthozoa; Malacalcyonacea; Nephtheidae. The record is from RefSeq and is a predicted model, not a curated record. Gene Ontology annotation, cellular component: endoplasmic reticulum lumen. Bases 92 to 1591 code for a protein of 499 amino acids. The transcript is spliced from 17 exons.
CAGCAUCCAGCAUUAGGAGUGUUGUAUAGACUAUGAGUAUAUUUAUGAAUACGUGGUCAAUGGUCAAUGUUAGUAUUAGGUAGUUACAGAAAUGGAGUAUAGGAUAUUUAAUAUUGUUUGUUUGUCCCAAUUUUUUUGGCUGUUGCCGUGUUGUUUGUGUGAUGCUGGUCAGUCCAUGUUUGGCAAUCAUCGUGGGGAAGAAGUGUGUGAAAAUGGCAACAAUGCUUGUCUUAACAAGAGGCAUUGCUGGGGCUAUGAGAAUGGCUGUACAGAUUCCAGGCAAUGGUGUUUACAACCUAUAUGCAAUGAUGAACAAGGGUACCAACGAUUUAAAAGUGUGGAUGAGAAAAUGCAUGAGUGGUGGAGACAGGCUGAUUUUGGAUUUGUGAAAAAAAUUCGAGAUGAUUUGGUGACUGUGUGUGAGGCAACUAGCCAGGAUGAUUCAUCAUUUAUUUGUUCUAAAGACAUGGCAUUUUGUCGAGCUAAGAACCUAUAUCUAGAUUUGAGACGUGGAUCAGAAUAUGGAUGGCUGAAAGAGAAUCCAUUUAAGGAGGGUCAAAUUGGAGGACAUUGUCACUACAAUCCCUCACCAAUCAAAACCUCAAAUGCACAUCGUAUGUCACUUUCAUCUUGGAUGAAUGAAAUUGAAAAGUAUUCAUCUUUAUCUUUCCAUCCUAUCAAUGAUAAGCAUUGUGACAUAAUUGUUGAAAAACCAACUUAUUUCAUGAAAUUAGAUGCAGUUGUGAAUAUGUAUCAUCAUUUCUGUGACUAUUUCAACCUAUAUCUUACAUUUCAUGUCAAUGGAUCUUUCAGUAAAGAUAUUAAUAUAGUUUUAUGGGAAGAGUCAAGAAGAAACAGUCUGGGAAAUUUUGGAGCGACGUGGAAGGCAUUCACUGAUAAUGAAAUUGUGUAUCUAGGUGAUGCAUACAGAAACCAAAGAGUUUGUUUUAAAGAUGCAAUAUUUGCUUUACUGCCACGAAUGGUGUUUGGAUUAUUUUACAAUACUCCUCUGGUGCCCGGCUGUUUCAAAACUUGCCUUUUUAAAGCUUUUAACCGUUUUCUUAUGGACAGACUUGAUAUUAAACAAGAACGAAAUAUUACGGAUGUAGACGAACCAAUCCGCAUAGAAUUGCUGUCUCGGGGAACUGCGUAUAGACAGAUAUUGAACCAAGAUGAGAUUGAGAAAGCGCUCAAAGGUCUUUCUGGUGUUAAAUUUGAAGUACUUAACUAUAACUGGAAUGUGCCUUUCAUUGAUCAAGUGAAGACAAGUCAUAACAUAGAUAUCUUUAUUGGUAUGCACGGUGCUGGUUUAACACACACGUUAUUCUUACCUGACUGGGCUGCUGUUUUUGAAGUGUACAAUUGUGGAGAUACGAAUUGUUAUAAAGACUUGGCCAGAUUGAGAGGAGUGAACUACUACACUUGGGAAAAUGACGAGAAACUGGUUGAGAGAACUGAGAAUAAACACGAGAAAUAUGGUGAUAAUUUGAAGUUUAGAAACUUUGCAUUUGAUGUGAAAGAAUUUAUGCGGAUUGUUUCAAUCAUGGUUGAACAAGUGAAAAAAAAUAUAAUAGAGAACCAGCGAGAUUAGGAUUUCAAUUGUAAUCUAUUUAAAUGUUAGUGCAAUUCAAAUUAGGUUAUUUUUUCAAAAGAACUAUUACAAAAUGUAAUUACUAGAUAGUUUUGAAAUACAAUGUAUGAACGGACGAAUUUGAUAGCAUUUCUAGGUAUUAGGUAUAUUUUUAUACUUUUACAAUAAGCUGCAGAUAUAAUUUAUCACCUUUACCAAUUUU